GGCUCCCGUUCUCGCCUCAGCCCGGCCUGGCCCUGUCCUGCCCUGCCCGCCAUGAGCUUCCUCUUUGGGAGUCGAUCAUCCAAAACGUUCAAACCCAAGAAGAACAUUCCGGAAGGCUCCCAUCAGUACGAGCUCCUCAAGCAUGCGGAGGCCACACUGGGCAGCGGCAACCUCCGGCAAGCUGUUAUGCUGCCCGAGGGGGAGGACCUGAACGAGUGGAUUGCAGUCAACACUGUGGACUUCUUCAACCAGAUCAACAUGCUCUAUGGGACCAUCACAGAGUUCUGCACGGAGGCCAGCUGCCCAGUCAUGUCUGCAGGACCAAGGUACGAGUACCACUGGGCAGAUGGCACCAACAUCAAGAAGCCCAUCAAGUGCUCAGCUCCCAAGUACAUUGACUACUUGAUGACAUGGGUGCAGGACCAGCUGGAUGAUGAAACACUCUUCCCCUCCAAGAUAGGUGUCCCAUUUCCCAAGAACUUCAUGUCUGUGGCCAAGACCAUCCUGAAGAGGCUGUUCCGAGUCUAUGCCCACAUCUACCACCAGCACUUUGACUCUGUCAUGCGGCUGCAGGAGGAGGCUCACCUCAACACCUCCUUCAAGCACUUCAUCUUCUUUGUGCAGGAAUUCAACUUGAUCGACAGGAGGGAGUUGGCUCCCCUGCAGGAGCUGAUUGAGAAGCUGGGCUCCAAGGACAGAUAGAGCUUCCCUGGAGGACCUUCUGCUCCUCUCUGCUUUGUCCUCCAGCCACCUCUCUGCUUCGCCUGCAGCGACCCAAGCCCCGAGAGGCCUCAGCCUCAGAGGCUGAGCAUCGCUUCUGCCCUGCAGCAGCUGCUGCAGCCUGCCUGGUUCCCAAGGGGUUGGCUGUGCUGUGGGGACUUCUCCACUUGGCUAUGUGCUCGAGGCUGGUGGGAGCCACAGUCUGGUUGAAGGUGGGACUUGUACUCAGAGCAGGAUCUCACAGGCGUGGGGUGAAGCUCAAGUGCUGCACUGCUGCUUUCUCCUUCCAGAGGCAAAGUUUCUCCUCUGGACUCAUGGACACAGCACUGGGAGCAGCCCCCCUGGGUGCCAGCAGCAGCUCAGCUCCUUCCUGCAGCACUGGGUUUGAGUGAGGUGCACUCAGAGCCUUAAGUUCCCCUUGGCAGCAGCAGUGCUGUGGGGGGAUGGAAUAAAAAGUGCCUGGCCCUGGGCUGGAAGAGCAGCUCCUUGGUGUCCACAGAAGUAGGGGACUGAGGGAAGGACCCUACCAUGUGG
This is a messenger RNA of Indicator indicator, 1254 nucleotides long. It is a transcript of the gene MOB1A, whose product is annotated as MOB kinase activator 1A. NCBI's taxonomy places the organism in Eukaryota, Metazoa, Chordata, Aves, Piciformes, Indicatoridae. Gene Ontology annotation, biological process: hippo signaling; positive regulation of protein phosphorylation. The record is from RefSeq and is a predicted model, not a curated record. The transcript has 6 exons. Gene Ontology annotation, molecular function: protein kinase activator activity. Gene Ontology annotation, cellular component: nucleus; cytoplasm. Bases 52 to 702 code for a protein of 216 amino acids.